AUGAGUGUCAAUACAGUUGGAUCUGAUGGAUGUGAUGGCUAUAAAAUGCGUUAUAAUCGACACAAUGAUCUCGUCAUUAUCGACGACAAGGUUUACACCGAUUUCGUUGGCGGUGAAGAUAAUGCCAGCGAUAAACUGAUAAACCAAUUAUGUGAGAAACUUAAUUGCAAACGAUUGGCUGUCAAGAGUAGGAUCACAUCGGAUGACUUCAGGACACCAAAUGUACGGCUUGUUAGAGGAGACAACUCGUGGGUCAAACACAAAGACAACGGAAUUAUUUACACUUUUGAUGUAAGAAAAUGUAUGUUUAGUUUCGGUAACAUUAAAGAAAAGCUAAGAGUGUCACGACUUGACUGCACCGGUGAGACAAUUGUGGACUUAUUUGCCGGAAUCGGUUACUUUACACUUGUUUUUGCUGUUCAUUGCAAUCCACAACUGAUCCAUUGCUGCGAAUGGAAUCCAAACUCUAUUACAGCACUUGAGAAAAACCUGGAACUGAAUCGAGUGUCCAAUAAAUGUAUUGUUCAUUUCGGUGACAAUCGAGACGUGUGUCCCGAGAGUGUUGCCGAUCGGGUCUAUAUGGGACUGAUUCCUACAUCACUGGAAAGUCUUGAGAUAGCCUGUCGUGCGCUUCAAAAGGACAGUCAUAAACGCAUUUUACAUAUUCAUGAAAACGUCUCACAUUUUGGUUGCAAAACUAAAUCAGAUAUUAAGAUAAUUUGGAACAAUUGGGCUCAAGAAUUAUGUGCAAAAAUAUCUCAAAUUAUGUCAUCAAUACACUUGAAUACUGAAUGGUUUGUCGAAGUUUUAGAUAUUAAUAAAGUUAAGUCUUAUGCGCCCCGUAUUGACCACUUGGUGGUCGAUAUUAAGUAUAAUUGA
Molecule: messenger RNA, 879 nt
Organism: Oppia nitens
Lineage: Eukaryota; Metazoa; Arthropoda; Arachnida; Sarcoptiformes; Oppiidae
Product: tRNA wybutosine-synthesizing protein 2 homolog
Exons: 4
Coding region: 1-879 (292 amino acids)
Biological process (GO): tRNA methylation
Cellular component (GO): cytoplasm
Molecular function (GO): tRNA methyltransferase activity
Source: RefSeq, a predicted model, not a curated record